AUAUAGUCAAGUGGAAGGUAAAGGCUGAGUGUUGUUUUUCUGCUAGUUUAAUGUCAGUCUGAAUUAAAAAGUUGGUUUUGUACUGAGUAGAUACAGAGUAAAAUGUGAUUACAUUAUCCGCUCCCCUCCCAUAUUUCCACCCUCGUGUCCGUGACUCACUAGGGACAUGAUGUAAUCCACCGGCUUUCACCUUUUACACGAGAAAACGAAGUUGGCGAUUAUUGUCCUGGACCAGGAACAUUCUCGGGCUUUUUGUCAAAUAAUGGCGUGUUUUUGUUAGUGUAUCUGGGUAACCGCCAGUAACGGACGGUUGGUUCAGCUUUGGACGGAGAAGAAUGAACCCCACACGGCGCUGCUCGGCUCUGGUCAACCAGCUGUGCGCCUCCUCCAGAGGACCGGCCCGGAGUGGACCGGCACCCAGGACACUGUUCUUACCAUCUGUACUGCCACGACCGGCGGCCGGAGUCCGAACGGGUGACCCCGGUGUUGGAGUCGGGGGGGUCAAAGGAACUCGACCCCAGCUGAAGCCCCGCGGAGCGUCCACCACGGCUACACCACCAGUUUGUCCAAUGGGCAGCAGCAGCAGUCGACUGUUCGGUACGUUGGCCCAGCCUCUGAACAGCGCCCCCUUGGCCAAACAACAUCUGUUCCCAGAGGUGAACACUGAUCAGGACCUGGACCAGGAUGAACUGACUGAAGUGGACCCAGACCAACUACUCCGAGAGUGUGAGGAGAUCCUGCAGAGGCGUCCGGCCAGACCACACCGGGAUCUGGUCUACCUGAGCCAUGCAGCGCCUGCCCACCUCCAACACAACCCCACCAUCAGGGUGAUGCAGUGGAACAUCCUUGCACAAGCUCUGGGUGAGGGAAAGGACGGCUUCAUUCGAUGCCCUCUGGAUGCUCUGAACUGGCAGGAGAGGAAGUAUCUGAUCCUGGAGGAGAUACUCACCUACCGGCCCGACAUCCUCUGUUUACAGGAAGUCGACCAUUAUUAUGACACUUUCCAACCCAUCAUGUCUGGUCUCGGUUACCAUGGCAGCUUCCUGGCCAAGCCCUGGUCUCCCUGUCUGGACGUGGAGCAGAAUAAUGGCCCCGACGGCUGCGCCCUGUUCUACCGCCGCUCACGCUUCUCCCUGCAGGCCACGGCCCACCUGCGCCUGUCAGCCAUGAUGCUGCCCACUAACCAGGUGGCCAUUGUGCAAACACUUACCUGCAGGGCAACAGGUCGCCAGCUGUGUGUAGCAGUCACCCACUUGAAGGCUCGCAGUGGCUGGGAGAGGCUGCGCAGCGCUCAGGGCACCGACCUCCUGCACAGCCUCCGCACCAUCACAUCCCAGACCGCUGGCGGCCAAAACCAGGUGGUGUCUGCGCUGCCGCUGGUUGUAUGUGGGGACUUUAAUGCCGAACCCUCGGAAGACGUGUAUCGGCGCUUCCGGUCAUCCCCCCUUGGCCUGGACUCAGCGUACAAACUUCUGAGCUCAGACGGACAGACGGAGCCCCCCUACACCACAUGGAAGAUCCGGCCCUCUGGAGAGAGCUGCAGCACCCUGGACUACAUCUGGUAUACCCAGAAUGCUUUGAGCGUGGAGUGUUUGUUAGACCUGCCCACUGAAGACCAGAUUGGCCCAGACCGACUGCCAUCCUACCACUACCCAUCAGACCACCUGUCACUGCUCUGUGACAUCAGCUUCAGGGAUGAGCCCCAUAGGCUGAUGUAGCUGUCACUUAGCAGCUCUUGACCAAUAGGAGAGCACCUCUGCUGUCCAUCACUGUUUACAUUUACAUACAGCAUAAUCCUGGACCUGCCCUGUACAGACUUAAAUAGACACACAAAUAUCAUUAUGGUCCAUAUGACAGGUUAUGGGACUCACCUCCUCAGGAUUUUAUUGCUUCCACUGUACACUUAAGAUUAUGACUUUUAAUUUGAUGAACUUAUUCUUUCCACAGGUUUUCACUGUUCAUUCUACUUAUUUAAAGAUGGUUCUUCAGGAUGACAAUAAAUCCCAACUCUUGUGGUUGUGACACAUUGAAUAUGAGUAGAAAUGUUAUGAAAUAAAAUGUUUUCAAGCUGA
Messenger RNA from Sphaeramia orbicularis (orbiculate cardinalfish), 2072 nucleotides. Its product is annotated as nocturnin-like. NCBI's taxonomy places the organism in Eukaryota, Metazoa, Chordata, Actinopteri, Kurtiformes, Apogonidae. Gene Ontology annotation, biological process: circadian rhythm. The coding region runs from base 336 to 1718 and encodes 460 amino acids. Gene Ontology annotation, molecular function: poly(A)-specific ribonuclease activity. The record is from RefSeq and is a predicted model, not a curated record. The transcript is spliced from 3 exons.